AUGGAACCACUAAAAUGACCCAAAGGAUACUUCCAUCCAGCACAUCUAAAUAUCCAGCCCCCACUACAUGGACAAUCAUGCAACCCUUUAGGCAAACUGGGAUAACUCCUGAUGGAACCCAGAAAAUAGAAACCUUAAGUGCUGCUACACAGCCAAGCAGAAUAGCCAAAACUGCACCUACUCUUGUUCAUGCUGAUGGAGAGUUUUGGGUAGAUUUUGGUCUUUCAGAUUUUGAUGUCAAACCCACUGUUCCUUGUGGGGAGAUUGAAGAAAACCCUAAAACGACCCGGAGUAUGCUUCCAUCCAGCACACCUAUAAACAUGGUUACAUUCAGGCCACCUGAUAUUACACUUGUUACAAACCAAACAGCAGAAUUCUCAACUGCAGCUAUACAACCAGGCAGGAUCACCAAAACUGCAACUCCAACAGUUCAUGCUGAUGUAGAGUUUGGGACAGAUUUUGGACUUUCAGAUUUUGAUGUCAAACCCACUGUUCCUUGUGGGGAAUUUGAAGAAACCCCUAAAACAACAAGGAUACUUCCAUCCCCCACACCUUUAUAUCCAGAUCCCACGACAAGGAGAAACACCACUCACUUAUUUGAUAUAACUCGUGGUACAACUGAAAAAGCAGAAUCCUCCAGUUUGUCUACACAACCAGGAAGAAUCACGAAAACUACAGCUCCUGCUACUACAGAUAGAGAGUUUGGGACAGGUUUUGACUUUUUAGACUUUGUCAUACCCACUCUUCCUCCUAGAGAAUUUGAAGAAACCCCUAAAAUGACCCCAAGAAUACUUCCAUCUAGCACACCUUCAUAUCCAGACCCCACAACAAGGAAAAACGCCACUCCUUUCAGGCCACCUGAUAUUACUCUUGGUACAACCAUACAAGUAGAAGCCUCCAGUGUGUCUUCACAGCCAGGCAGAAACACCAAAACUACAGCUGCUGCUGAUGUAGAGUUUGCGACAGAUUUUGACCUUUCAGACUUUGAUGCCAUACCCACUCUUCCUUGUGAGGAAUUUGAAAAAACUCCUGUAACAACCCAAAGUAGACUUUCAUCAAGCACUCCCACACAUACAGAACAUACUACAUUGAAAAGCACAAGAAUUGACUUUGAUAUACCAUUGACAGAAACUACCACUUCAGCACAAACUACUAGUCUUGGUACCACUUCAGAAAUUACUACCUUAGAUACAACUUCUGCAGAAACCGCUACCCUUGGAACAACUUUUGCAGAACUUAGUACCCUUGGUUCAACUUCAAUUGAAACUACACCUUCUGUUAGUUCAACAGGUGUAGUUUUGGAAACAACCACAUUUGAAGUGACAACUGAUGAAACGACCUCAGCUAUGACAAUGUCUGGCUUAACAUCUGCUGUUGAAACCACAAUGCCUGAAACUUCCACUUCUGUAGAAACUUCUACUCUUGGUACCACAUCGUUUCAAAUUGCUACCAUGGGCCCCACUUCUCCAAAAACAACUACCUUUGGCAUGACUACUGCUGUUACUCCUACAACUUCAGUUAGUUCAACAGGUCUAGUAUUGGAAACAUCCACAUUUGAACAGACAACUGCUGAAAUAACCUCAGCUAUGACAACGAUGGGCUUAACAUCUGCUUUUGAAACCACAAUCGCUCAAACUAACACUUCAUCCCUAGUUAUUACACUUGGCGCCUCUUCUAUAGAAGCUAGUACCCUGGGAACCAUUUCUGUGGGAACCACUUCUGCAAAAACAACUACCCUUGGCACCACUUCUGUAGAAACAACUACUCUGGGUACAAUUUCUGCAGAAACCAGUACCCUUGGCAUCAGUACUAUAGGGCCCACUUCUGCAGAAACUACUACCCUUGACACAACUUUGGCAAAAACUGCUACCCUUAGCACCACUUCUGAAGAAACUUCUACCAUGGGCACUACUUCUGUAGAGUCUACCACUCUGGGCCCUACUGCUGCAGAAACCACUAUCUUGGGCACAAGUGCUGUUGAAUCUACCACUCUGGGCACCACUUCUGCAGAAGCUACAGCUUUGGUCACUUUUACAGAUCUGGUAUUGGAAACUACCACAUUUGAAAUGACAACUGUGGAAAAUGAAACUCACUCUGCAAUAACUACGCCUAGCUUAACAUCUGCCUCAGUAACCACAAUGGGUCAAACUUCCUCUUCUGUAGAAACUUCUAACCUUGGUACAACGUCUAUUCAAAUUACUACCCUGGAAACCACUUCUGCAGGACCCACUUUGGCAGAAACUAGUACCCAUGGUGCCAUUUCUGUAGAAAGUACUACCCUGGAAACCACUUCUGCAGGACCCACUUCAGCAGAAACUACUAUCCUUGGUAUGACUUCUGUAGAAUAUACAGCUCAGGGCCCCACUUCUGCAGGACCCACUUCAGCAGAAACUACUAUCCUUGGCAAAACUUCUGUAGAAUCUACCACUCUGGAGACAAUUUCUGCAGAAAUUACUACCCAUGGAACAACUUUGGCAAAAACUGCUACCAUUGGAACCUCUUCUGUAAACAGUACUACCCUGGUAACCACUUCUGUAGAAUCUAGUACCUUGGCCAUAACUUCUGCAGAAACCAGUACCCUUGGCACAACUUUUGUAGACCCUACUACCCUGGAAACCACUUCUGCAGGACCCAUUUCUCUAGAAACUAGUACCCUUGGUACCACGCCUGUUGAAGCUACCACUCUGGGCACCACUUCUACAGGACCCAUUUCUGCAGCAACUACUACCCUUGGCACCACUUCUGUAGAAACAAGUACUAUGGGAACAAGCUCUGCAACACCCACUUCUGCAGUAAAUACUACACUUGGCACCACAUCUGUUCCGUAUACCACAAUGGGCAUAGCUUCUGCAGAAUCUAGUACCCUUAGUACCACGUCUGUUGAAUCUACCACUCUGGGCAUCAGUUCUACAGGACCCACUUCUUCAGAAACCACUACCCUUGGCACCACUUAUGUAGAAACUGCUACCCUAAAAACCACGUCUGUAGGACCAACUUCUGCAGAAACUACUAACAUUAGCAUCACUUCUGUACAAAUUGCUUCCCUGGGCACAACUUUGAUAGAAACUACUACCCUUGGCACCACUUCUGUUCAAUCUACCGCACUGGGGACCUCUUCUAUAGAAAGUACUAUACUUGGAACCACUGCUGCAGAAUAUAGUACCUUUGGUUCAACUUCUGUUGGAUCUACCACUCUGGGCACAUCUUCUGCAAAAACGAGUACCUUUGGCACCACUUCUGUAGAAACUAGUACCCUGGGCAUAACUUCUGCAGAAACCAGUACCCUUGGCACAACUUCUGUAGAAACUACUACCCUUGAAACCACAUCUGCAGGACCCACUUCUUUAGAAACUAGUACCCUUGGAACCACUUCUACAGAAACCACUACCCUUGUCACCAAUUCUAUAGAGACUACUACCCAGGGGAAAACAUCUGCAGAAACUGCUACCAUUGGCACCACUUCUGUAGAAACUACUACCCUGGAAACCACGUCUGCAGGACCCACUUCUUUAGAAACCAGUACCCUUGGAACCACUUCUGUAGAAACUACUACCCUUGAAACCACAUCUGCAGGACCCACUUCUUUAGAAACCAGUACCCUUGGAACCACUUCUGUAGCAACUACUACCCUUGAAACCAUGUCCACAGGACCCACUUUGGCAGAAACUACUAUCCUUGGUACUACUACUAUAGAAAUCAGUACUCUUGGAAGCACUUCUGCAGAAACUAAUACCCUGGGCAUAACGUCUGCAGAAACCAGUACCCUUGCCACAACUUCUGUAGAAACUAGUACCCUUGGAACCACUUCUACAGAAACCACUACCCUUGUCACCAAUUCUAUAGAGACUACUACCCAGGGGAAAACAUCUGCAGAAACUGCUACCAUUGGCACCACUUCUGUAGAAACUACUACCCUGGAAACCACGUCUGCAGGACCCACUUCUUUAGAAACCAGUACCCUUGGAACCACUUCUGUAGAAACUACUACCCUUGAAACCACAUCUGCAGGACCCACUUCUUUAGAAACCAGUACCCUUGGAACCACUUCUGUAGCAACUACUACCCUUGAAACCAUGUCCACAGGACCCACUUUGGCAGAAACUACUAUCCUUGGUACUACUACUAUAGAAAUCAGUACUCUUGGAAGCACUUCUGCAGAAACUACUACCCUGGGCAUAACGUCUGCAGAAACCAGUACCCUUGGCACAACUUUUGUAGCAACUACUACCCUGGAAACCACUUCUGCAGAACCCACUUCUUUAGAAACUAGUACCCUUGGAGGCACUUCUGUAGAAACUACUACCCUUGAAACCACAUCUGCAGGACCCACUUCUUUAGAAACCAGUACCCUUGGAACCACUUCUGUAGAAACUACUACCCUUGAAACCACAUCUGCAGGACCCACUUCUUUAGAAACCAGUACCCUUGGAACCACUUCUGUAGCAACUACUACCCUUGAAACCAUGUCCACAGGACCCACUUUGGCAGAAACUACUAUCCUUGGUACUACUACUAUAGAAAUCAGUACUCUUGGAAGCACUUCUGCAGAAACUACUACCCUGGGCAUAACGUCUGCAGAAACCAGUACCCUUGGCACAACUUUUGUAGCAACUACUACCCUGGAAACCACUUCUGCAGAACCCACUUCUUUAGAAACUAGUACCCUUGGAAGCACUUCUGUAGAAACUACUACCCUUGAAACCACAUCUGCAGGACCCACUUCUUUAGAAACCAGUACCCUUGGAACCACUUCUGUAGAAACUACUACCCUUGAAACCACAUCUGCAGGACCCACUUCUUUAGAAACUAGUACCCUUGGAGCCACUUCUACAGAAACCACUACCCUUGUCACCAAUUCUAUAGAGAUUAUUACCCAGGGGAAAACAUCUGCAGAAACUGCUACCAUUGGCACCACUUCUGUAGAAACUACUACCCUGGAAACCACGUCUGCAGGACCCACUUCUUUAGAAACCAGUCCCCUUGGAACCACUUCUGUAGAAACUACUACCCUUGAAACCAUAUCUGCAGGACCCACUUCUUUAGAAACUGCUAGCCUUGGAACCACUUCUGUAGAAACUGCUACCCUUGUCACCAAUUCUAUAGAGACUACUACCCAGGGGAAAACAUCUGCAGAAACUGCUACCAUUGGCACCACUUCUGUAGAAACUACUACCCUGGAAACCACGUCUGUAGCAUCCACUUCUGGAGAAACUACUACUCUUGGCACUACAUCUGUUGAAUCUACUACUCUGGCCACCACUUCUGCAGAAACUAAUACCCUGAGAACAACUUUUGAAAAAACUAGUACCAUUGGCACUCCUUUUGUAUUAACUACUAACAUGGAAACCACUUCUGCAGAAACUACUACCCCGGAAACCACUUCAGCAGGACCCACUUAUGUAGAAUAUACUACACAGGAAACCACUUCUGUAGAGUCUACAACUCUGGGAACCACUUUUGUAGAAAUUACUACCUUACAUGCAAUUUCCGCAGAAACUAGUACUGUUGGAACCACUUCUGAAGAAACUACAACUCUGGGAACCACUUCUGCAAGACCCACUUCUAUAGAAUCUAUGGUCCCUGAAAUGACUACCCUGGGGACAACUUCUGCAGAAACUACUACCCAUGAAACCACUUCUGUAGAAAUUACUACCCUUACACCAUCUUCUGCAGAACCCACUUCGUUAGUAACUAAUACCCUUGACCUCUCUUCUGUAGAAAGUAUAACACUGGGAACAACUACUGUGGAAACCACAACCCUGAAAACCACUUUUGCAAGACCCACUUCUGCAGAAACUAGUACCUUUGGCACCAUUUUGGUAGAAACUACAACCUUGGAAACCACUUCUGCAGAACCCACCUCUGUAGUAACUAUUACCCUUGGCACUACAUCUGUUAAAUCUACAACUCUGGGCACCACCUCUGCAGAAACCACUACUCUUAGCACCAGUUCAAAAACUAGUACCCCUGGCACCACUUCUGUAGAAACUUCUAUCCUUGAUUCUAGUAUUGUUGCAUCUACAACUCCGGUCACCACUACAGUUAAAUCUUUUACCUUUGAAAAUGCUUCUGAUGAUGACACUUCCGCAGAAACUACCCUGGGCACAAUGUCUGCAGGAACUACUACCUUUGGCACCACUUCUGUUGAAACUACUACCAUGGGCACCAUUUCCAAAGAAACCACUACUCUGGAAACCACUUCUGCAGAAAUUACCAACCUUGGCACCACUUCUGUAGGAUCUACAACUCUGGGAGCCACUUCUGAAGAAACAACUACGCUUCGCACUACUUCUGUAGAAAUCACUACCCUACAUACUUCAGCAGAAACUAGUACUGUUGGAACCACUCCUGAAGAAACUACUACCAUUCAGACUAUUCCUGUAAAAACUACUAUUCUAGAAACCCCUUCUGCAAGACCCACUCCUGCUGAAACUAGUACCAUUGGAACCACUUCUGUAGAAACUACUACCCCGGAAACCACUUCUGCAGGACCCACUUCUGUAGAAACUACUACACUACAUACUACCACUGCAGAAACUAGUACCCUUGGCACCACUUCUGGAGAAACUUCUACCCUGGAAACCACUUUUGCAGGACCCACUUCUGUAGAAACCAUUACCCUACAUACUACCACUGCAGAAACUAGUACUGUUGGAACCACUUCUGAAGAAACUGCUACCCUUCACACCACUUCUGUAGAAACUACUACCCCGGAAAACAUUUUUGCAGAACCCACUUUUCUUGAAUCUACUACCCUUGUAACCACUUUUGAAGAAACUACUACCCUUGCAACUACUACUGUAGAAUCUACAUCUCUGGACAUAGCUUAUGCAGAAACUAGUACCAUUGGAACCACUUCUGAAGGACCUACUUCUGUAGAAACUAUUACCCUACAUACUACCACUGCAGAAACUAGUACCCUUAGCACCACUUCUGGAGAAACUGCUACCCUGAACACAACUUCUGCAGGACCCACUUCUGCAGAAAUGAGUACCAUUUGGACCACUUCUAAAGAAACUAGAACCACCGAUACCACUUCUGCAGAAAUUACUACCCUGGGGACAACUUUUGCAGGACCUAGUUCUGCAAAAACUACCACCUUUGGAACCACUUCUGUUGAACCUACAACUCUGCGCACCACUUCUGUAGAAACUACUACCCUUGAAACCACUUCUGCAGGAUCCACUUCUGUAGAAACUACUACUCUGGGAACAACUUCUGCAGAAACCCAUACAUUGGAAACCACUUCUGCAAGACCCAUUUCUGAAGAAACUAGUACACUUUGGACCACUUCUGUAGAAUAUAAAGCCCUUGAAACCACUUCUCCAAAAAUUACUACCCUGGGGACAACCUCUGCAGAAACAUCUACCCUUGGUACGACUAAUGCAGAAACCACUUCCCUGGAAAUGACUUCUGUAGAAACUACUACCCUGGGGACAACUUCUGCAGAAACUAGUACCCUUGAAACCACCUCUGUAGACACUAACAUCCUGGAAACCAAUUCUACAGGACCUACUUUUACAGAAACUAUCGUGGGUACCACUUCUGCAGAAACCGCUUCCCUAUUCACCACUUUUGUAAAAACUACCCUGGGGACAACCUCUGCAGAAACUAGUACCCUUGCAACCACUUCUGCAGAAACUACUAUCCUCAGAACCACAUCUGUAGAAUCUACAACCUCUGAAACAACUUCUGCAGAAAUUACUACCAUGGAAACAACUUCUGUAGAAAUUAGUAGCCCCGGAACCACCUAUGUAGAAACUACUAUUGAAACCACUUCUGCAGGACCUACUUCUGCAGAAACUACUACCCUGGGUACAACUUCUGCAGAAACGAAUAUCCUCAGAACCACAUCUGUAGAAUCUACUACCCCUGAAAGCACUUUUGAAAAAAUUACUACCCUGGAAACAACUUCAGAAAUUGGGACUCUCGGAACCACUUCUGUAGAAACUACUAUUGAAACCACUUCUGCAGGAAUUACUGCCCUUGAAACCACUUUUGCAGGAACCACUUCUGCAAAAACUACUACCCUAGGUACAACUUCUGCAGAAACUAUCCUCAGAACCACAUCUGUAGAAUCUACUACCCCUGAAACCACUUUUGAAAAAAUUACUACCCUGGAAACAACUGCAGAAAUUAGUACCCUCGGAACCACUUCUGUAGAAACUACUAUUGAAACCACUUCUGAAGGACCUACUUCUGCAGAAACUACUGCCCUUGAAACCACUUUUGCAGGAACCUCUUCUGCAAAAACUACUACCCUGGGUACAACUUCUGCAGAAACUAUCCUCAGAACCACAUCUGUAGAAUCUAUUACCCCUGAAACCACUUAUGAAAUGACUACCCUGGAAACAACUGCAGAAAUUAGUACCCUUGGCACCACUUUUGUAAAAACUAUGCUUGAAACAACUUCUGUAGAAUCUACUUACCGGGACAAACCUUCUGCAGAAACUACUACCAUGGGCAUAAAUUCCACUGAAACCAGUACCCUUGGAACAACAUCUGCAAAAAGUACUACCCUGGUGACAACUUCUGCAGGACCUUCUGGAGAAACUACUACCCUUGAAACCACUUCUGUAGCACCCACUUAUAGAGAAACUACUACUCUGGGCAAAACUUCUGCAGGAGCUACUACCCUUGCCACUACAUCGAUUGAAUCUACAACUUUGGGCACGACUUAUGCAGAAACCAAUAACCUUGGAACCCACUCUCUAGAAUCUACUGGCCUUGAAGCCACUUCUGAUGGACCUACUUCUGCGAGAAUUACUACCCUUGUCACCACUUCCAUAGAAACUUCUACUCUGGGGAAAACUUUUUCAGAAACUACCUUUGGGACCACUUCUGAAGAAACUAGUACACUUGGCACCACUUCUGUACAAACUGCUAUCCUGGGCACAUCUUCUACAGGACCCACAUCUGCAGAAACUACUACCCUGGAAACCACUUCUGCAGCACCCACUUAUGGAGAAACUACUACUCUGGGCAAAACAUCUGCAGGAGCUACUACCCUUGGCACUACAUCUGUUGAAUCUACAAUUUUGGGCACCACUUCUGCAGAAACUAGUACCUUUGGCUCUACUACUUUAGAAUUUACAACUCUGGACACCACUUCUGUUGAAUCUCCUACCGUUGAAAACACUUCUGUAGAUGACACUUCUGCAGAAACUACCCUGAGCUCAACUUCUGCAGGACCCACUUCUGCAGAAACCACUACUGUUGGCACUUCUACUAUAGAAACUGCUACCCUGGAAACCACUUACGUAGAAACUUCUACCCUGAAAAUAAUUUCUGCAGAAUCUAGUACCCUUGGUACCACUUCUGUUGAAUCUACCAGUCUGGGCACCACUUCUGCAGAAACUACUACCCUUGGUAUCGCUUCUGUGCAAACUACUAACCUGAAAACCACAACGACAGGAACUACUUAUGCAGAAACUACUGACCUAGGCAAAACCCCUGCAGAAAGUACUUUUUUUGAAACCAUUUCCACAGAAUACAGUACACUUGGUAACACUUCUGUUGAAUCUACCACUCUGGGCACCACUUCUACAGAGUAUACUACAAUUGAGAUCUCUUCAGAAACUAGUAACCUUGGAUUCUCUUUUUUAGAAACCACUCUCUUGGAAACCACUUCUGCAGUAUCCACUUCUACUGGCACCACUUCUUUAGAAACUACUCUGGAAACUACUUUUACAGGACCUACUUCUGAAGAAAAUACUACUUUUGGCACCACUUCUGUAGAAACUACUAUGCUGGAAUCCACAUCUGCAGGACCCACUUCAGUAGAAACUACUACUCUUGAAAUGACUUCUGUAGAAUCUACUGCUCUGGACUCCACUUCUACAAGACCCACUUCUGCAGAAAUUACUAGUCUUGGCACCACUUCUGUAGAAACUACUACCAUGAGCACAACUUUUGCAGAAACCACUAACCUGGGCAAAACCUCUGCAGAAACUACCCUGGGCACAACUUCUGUUAAAUCUACCACUCUUGAUGCCACUUCUGCAGAAUAUUCUAUGCUUGGCACUCAUUCUGUAGAAAUUAGUACCAUAGGCAGUACUUCUGUACAAACUACUACCCUGGGAACAUCAUAUGCAGAAACGAGUACUUUUGGAACAAAUUAUGUAGAAACCAGUACCCUGGGAUCCACUUCUACAGGAUCCACUUCUGCUGAAACUACUAUGCUUGACACCACUUCUGUACAAACUACUGCCCUAGGAACAACUGCUGGUCUCACUUCUGCAGAAACUACUACCUUUGGCACCACUUCUGUAGAAACUACUACCUUUGGCACCACUUCUGCAGAAACCACUACCUUUGGCACCACUUCUGCAGAAACCACUACCUUUGGCACCACUUCUGUAGAAACUACUGUCCUGGAAACCAUGGCUGCAGGAAACACUUUUGCAGAAACUAGCCUGGGCACAACUUCUAUUAAAUCUACCACUCUGGGCACCACUUCUGUACAAACUUCUACCCUAGGCACAUCUUCUGCAGGACCCACUUCUGCAGAAACUAGUACUCUUGGCACCACUUCUGUAGAAACUACUACCCUUGACUCUACUACAUUGGAAUCUACAACUCCGGGCACCACUUCCGUUACAUCUUACACUCUGGAAACCACCUCUACAGGACCCACGUCUGCAGAAACAACUAGCCUUGACACCACUUCUGUAGAAUCUACCAGUCUGGGCACCACUUCUGCAGAAACUACUCUACUGAAAACCACUUCUACAGGAGCCACUUAUGCAGAAUCUACUACCAUUGGCACUACAUCUAUAGAAACUACUACCCUGGAAACCACUUCUGCCGUAACCAAAUCGGCAGAAACUACUACCCUGGAAUACAUUUCUGCUGAAACUACUACACUUGAAGCCUUUUCUGCAGGACCCACUUCUGCAGAAUCUACUACCCUGGAAACCACUUCAGUUGAGUCUACCACUCUGGGUACCACUUCUGCAGAAACCACUUCUUUAGGUUCCAGUUCUGUAGAAACUACCUUGCUCGCCGCUUCUGCAGAAACUUCUAACCUUGGCACUACAUCUGCCAACACUAGUACACUUGGAACCACUUCUGUAGAAACUACUACCCUGGGAACAAAUUCUGCAGAAACUACUACCCUUGACACUACUACUGUAGAAUCUGCAACUCUGGACAGCACUUCUGCUUUUAGUACCUUUGGAACCUUUUCUGUGCAGACUACUACACUGAUUACCACUUCUGUGGAAACAUCUACCCUUAACAUCACUUCUGUUGAAUUUUCCACUCUGGGUAGCACUUCUCCAGAGACUACUAUCUUUGAAAUCACUUCUGCAAUACCCACUUCUGCAGAAAGUGCUACCAUUGGCAAAAUUUCUGCAGAAACUACUGUUCUUGAAACCACUUCUGUAGGUCCCAGUUCUGCAGAAACUUCUGCACUUGGCACUACAUCUGAAAAAACUAGUACCCUUGACACCACUUCUGUAGAAACUACUACCUUGGGCACCAUUUCUACAGAUACUAUCUUUGUCACUACUUCUAUAGAAAUGACUAAACUUGAAACUGUUUCUACAUCUUCCACUUCCGCAGAAAUUAGUACCCUUGGCAUUACUACUGUAGAAUCAUCAACUCUUGGCACCACUUCUGCAGAAAUUACUAACCUUGAAACAUUUUCUGUAGAAACUACUACCCUGGAAUCUACUUCUGCAGGACCCAGCUCUGUUGAAUCAAUCACUCUGGGCACCACUUCUGCAGAAACUACUACCCUUGAAACUACUACUGCAGGACCCACUUCUGCAGAUGCUACCAUGGGCACAACUUCUGCAAAAACUACAGUCCUUGGCACCACUUCUAUAGAAACUACUAUCCUAGGCACAACUUCUGCAGAAACCGAUACCCAUAAAACCACUUCAACAAAAACUACAGCCCUUGGCACCAUUUCUGGCAAAACUACCACCCUGGACACAGAUUCUCCAGAAACUACUACUAUUGGCACCUUUUCUGUAGAAACAACCAUGCUGGGCACCACUUUUGCAGAAACUACUACCCAUGGCACCACAUCUGUAGAAACUACUACUCUUGAAACCACUUCUGCAGAAACUACUACCUUUGGCACCAGUUCUGCAGAAAGUAGUACCCAUGGCUCCAUCUCUGAUGAAACGACUACUCUGGGCACUACUUCUGCAGUAACGACUACCAUUGGCACCAAUUCUGUAGAAUCUACCAUUCCGGACACCACUUCUGUAAAAACUAGUACACUGGGCACAUUUGCAGAAACUAUUACCAUUGAAACCCCUUCCGUAGAAACCAGUACUCUUGAAACCACUACAGCAGUGCCAACUUUUGCUGAAACAAUCAUCCAAGACAAUAUAUAUGUAGAAACCACUUCUGCAGAAACUAGUAACACUGGCAGCACAUCUGUAGAAUUUAGUACCCCGAACCCAUAUUCUGUAGAAACUACUUCCCUGGACACAACUUCUGAAGUACUCACUUCUACAGAAACUAGUACUUUUGCCACCGCAACUUCAGAGAAUACUACCCUUGCUGCCACAUCUGCAGAAAGUAUUAAUCUUUACACUGCUUCUGCAGAAAGUACUACCCUUGGCCCCACUUCUGUAGAAACUAAUAUCCUGGGCACAUUUGUAGAAUCUUCCACUCUGUACACCACUUCUGCAGAAAUUACCACGCUUGACAAUACUUCCCUGAAAACCACAUCUGUAGGAUCCACUUCUGCAGAACCUAGUACAAUUGGCACGGAUUCUGUAGAAACUACUACCCUGGACACAACUACCACAGAAACUACUACCUUUGGCGCCACUUCUGAAGUAACUUCUACCUUUGGCACCACGUCUGUAGACACUACUAUCCUCGCCACCACUUCUGCAGAAAUAACUACCCUAGCCACCACUUCUGUAGCAAAUACUACCCUAAAAGCCACUUCUGUAGAAUCUUCAACUCUGGACAGCAAUUCUGCAGAAACUGCUACCCAUGGAACUACUUUCGUAGAGAUCACUACUUUGGGCAAAACCUCGGUUGAAUCUUCUUCCCUUGGAACAACUUCUGCAGGACCCACUUCUAUUGAAUCUACCACUCUGGGAAUUACUUCUGCAACUAGAACCCUUGCCACCACUUCUGAAGAAUCUACAACUCUGGAAACCACUUCUGUAGAAUCUACCAGUCUGGGUACCAUUUCUGCAGGAAUUCCUACACUGGUUACAACUUCUGUAGCAACUACUAUCUUUGGCACCACUUCUGCGGAAGCUAGUACCCUUCGCACCACUUCUGCAGAAACCACUAUCUUGGACAUAACUGCUGUAGAAACGGCUACCCUUCGCACUACUUCUGCAGAAACUACUACCUUUGGCACCAUUUCUGUUGAAACCACUUCCCUUGAAACCACUUCUGCAGAAAAUACCCUGGGAACUACUUCAGUUGAAACUACCACACUGGGCACCACUUCUGCAGAAACUAGUACCCUUGGCACCACUUCUGUAAAAACUACUACCCUGGGGACCACUUUUACUGGACCUAUUUCUCCUGAAAGUACUACCCUUGGCACCAGUUCUGUUGAAACGACUAGCCUUGGUACCACUUUCACAAAAACUAGUACUCUUGGUACCACUUCUGUAGAAACUACUAACAUGGGCAUAACCACUGCAGAAACUAGUACCCUUGGCACCACUUCUGUAGAAACUACUACCAUUGGCACCACUUCUGCAGAAAUUACUAUCUUGGGCAUAACUUCUGCUGAAACUGCUACCCAUGACACCAUUUCUGUUGAAACUGCUUCCCUGGAAACCACUUCUGCAGAACUCACUUCUACAGAAAAUACCCUGGACACUACUUCAUUUGAAAUUACCAUACUGGGCACCACUUCUGCAGAAACUAGUACCCUUCACACCACUUCUGUAGAAACUAGUACCCUUCGCACCACUUCUGUAGAAACUAAUACCCUGGGGACCACUUUUGAAGGACCCAUUUCACUUGAAAGUACUACCCUUGGCACUAGUUCUGUUAAAUUCACUACCCUUGGUACCACUUCUGCAGAAACUACUACCCUUGGUACCACUUCUUUAGAAACUACUAACAUGGGCAUAACCACUGCAGAAACUACUACUUUGGGGACCACUUUUGCAGGACCAAUUUCCCCUGAAAGUACUACCCUUGGCACCAGUUCUGCAGAAACUAGUACCCUUGGUACCACUCCUGUAGAAACCAAUACCCUGGGGACCACUUUUGCAGAACCCACUUCUCCUGACAGUACUACCCGUGGAACCAGUUCUGUUGAAUCUACUACUCUUGGUACCACUUCAGCAGAAAUUCAUACCCUUGGUACCACUUUUGUAGAAACUACUAAUGUGGGUCUAAGCACUUCAGAAAGUAGUACCCUUGGCACGACUUCUGUAGAAACUACUAACCUGAGAACCAAUUCUGUUGAAAGUGCUACCCUUGACACAAUUUCUGUUGAAUCUUCUAACCUUGAAACCACAUCUGCAGGACCCAGUACUGCAGAAUCUACUAUCCUAGGUACCACUUUUGCAGAAAUUAGUACCCUUGGUACCACCUAUGUAGAAACUACUAACGUGGGCACAACCACUGCAGAAACUAGUACCCUUGGCACUACUUCUGUAGAAACUACUACCCUGGGGACCACUUUUGUAGGACCCAUUUCUCCUGAAAGUACUACCCAUGGCACCAGUUCUGUUGAAUCUACUACCCUUGGUACCACUUCUGUAGAAACUACUAACCUGAGCACAACUUCUGUUGAACGUGCUACCCUUGACACCAUUUUAGUUGAAUCUACUAACCUUGAAACCACAUCUGCAGGACCCAGUACUGCAGAAUCUAGUACCCUUAGCAACACUUCUGUAGAAACUACUACUCUGGGCACAAGUUUUGCUGAAACUACCACCCUUGGCACCAUUUUUGUAGUAGCUGCUUCCCUUGAAACCUCUUCUGCAGAAACAACCCUGGGCAUAACUUCAGUUGAAUCUACCUCUUCUGUAGAACUGAUUACUCUUGGCACAACUUCUGUAGAGACUACUACCCUAGGCAAAACUUCUGUAGAGCUCAUGCCUGCAGAAAGUACUUCCCUGGGCACAACUUAUUUAGAAACGAAUACUUUUGGAAGCACUUCUGUAGAAAUUACUACCUUUAAAACCAUUUCUGUAGGGCCCACUACUGCAGAAAUGACUACUCCUCGCACCACUUACGUAGAACCUACUGCUCUGGAAACCAUUUCUGCAGGACCAACUUAUGAAGAAACUAGUUCCCUUGGCACAGCUUCUGCAGAAAUUACUACCCUGGGCUCAACUUCUGCAGGAACUACUAUCCUUGGCACUACUUCUGUAGAAUCUACAGCUCUGGGUACCACUCCUGUGGAAACUUCUACCUUUGGUACAACUUCUGCAGAAAUGACUACCUUAACCACAGCUUCUGUAGAAACUACUACUCUGGAAACCACUUCUGCAGGACCCACUUCUACAGAAACUAUUGCCCUUGGCACUACUUCUGUAGAAUUUACUGUCCUGGUAAGCACUUCUGUAGGACCCACUUCUGCAGAAUCCAUUACCCUUGGCACCACCUUUGUAGAAACUAGUAACCUUGAAACCACUUUAGCAGAAACCACAGACUCAAUUGUAACUACACCUGGCAUAACAUCUGCUGUUGAAAGCAUAAUGUCUCAAACUACCAUUGGCAUGGAUCCUGUUGAAACUACACCUUCAGUUAGUUCAACGGUAGUAUUGGAAACAUCCACAUUUGAAAUGAGAACUGCCGACACAACAAACUCUGCAUCUACACCUGGAAUAACAUCUAUUGUUAAUAGCACAAGGUCUCUAACUGCCACUUGGCACCACUAUUGCAGAAACCAAUAUCAUUUGCACCGCUUGUGCGAAAAAAGCAACUAUGACAGAUACAGAUUCCUUAGAAUGUACCACCACUUGUAUACACAAUAUCUAGGCACAACUCCUGCAAUAACUACUACCCUUGGCACAACUCCUGCAGAAACAACUGCACCGGGCACCACGUCUCAAACUGCCACUUGGCACCACUACUGCAGAGACCACUAUCAUUUAAACCACUUGUGUGACAAAAGCAACUAUGACCGAUACAGAUUCCUUAGAAUGUACCACCACUUGUACACAAACUACCCUGCAGAAACUACUACCCUUGGCACAAUUUCUGCUGAAACUACUACCCUUGGCACAACUCCUGCAGAAACUACUACUCCGAGCACCACUUCUCAACUUGCCACUUGGCACCACUACUGCAGAAACCACUAUCAUUUGCACCACUUGUGUGAAAAAAGCAACUAUGACCGAUACAGAUUCCUUAGAAUGUACCAUCACUUGUACACAAACUACCCUGUAAAAACCACUUCUGUAGAAACUACUACUAUUGGCACAACUCCUGCAGAAACUACUACUCUGGGCACCAUGUCUCAGACUGCCACUUGGCACCACUACUGCAGAAACCACUAUCAUUUGCACCGCUUGUGUGAAAAAAGCAACUAUGACCGAUACAGAUUCCUUAGAAUGUACCACCACUUGUACACACACUAUCCAGGCCCAACUCCUGCAAUAACUACUACCCUUGGCACAACUCCUGCAGAAACUACUACCCUUGGCACAACUCCUGCAGAAACAACUACUCCGGGCACCACGUCUCAAACUGCCAUUUGGCACCACUACUGCAGAAACCACGAUCAUUUGCACCACUUGUGUGAAAAAAGCAGCUAUGACAGAUAUAGAUUCCUUAGAAUGUACCACCACUUGUACACGCUCUAUCCAAGCACAACUCCUGCAAUAACGACUACCCUUGGCACAACUCCUGCAGAAACUACUACUCCGGGCACCACGUCUCAAACUGCCACUUGGCACCACUACUGCAGAAACCACGAUCAUUUGCACCACUUGUGUGAAAAAAGCAACUAUGACAGAUACAGAUUCCUUAGAAUGUACCACCACUUGUACACACACUAUCCAAGCACAACUCCUGCAAUAACGACUACCCUUGGCACAACUCCUGCAGAAACUACUACUCCGGGCACCACGUCUCAAACUGCCAUUUGGCACCACUACUGCAGAAACCACGAUCAUUUGCACCACUUGUGUGAAAAAAGCAACUAUGACAGAUAUAGAUUCCUUAGAAUGUACCACCACUUGUACACGCUCUAUCCAAGCACAACUCCUGCAUUAACUACUACCCUUGGUACAGCUCCUGCAGAAAGUACUACUCUGGGUACAAUGUCUCAAACUGCCACUUGGCACCACUACUGCAGAGACCACUAUCAUUUAAACCACUUGUGUGACAAAAGCAACUAUGACCGAUACAGAUUCCUUAGAAUGUACCACCAAUUGUACACAAACUAUCCUGCAGAAACUACUACCCUUGGCACAAUUUCUGCUGAAACUACUACCCUUGGCACAACUCCUGCAGAAACUACUACUCCGAGCACCACUUCUCAACUUGCCACUUGGCACCACUAUUGCAGAAACCAAUAUCAUUGGCACCACUUGUGUGAAAAAAGCAACUAUGACAGAUAUAGAUUCCUUAGAAUGUACCACCACUUGUACACAAACUACCCUGCAGAAACUACUACCCUUGGCACAAUUUCUGCAGAAACUACUACCCUUGGCACAACUCCUGCAGAAACUACUACUCCGGGCACCAUGUCUCAAACUGCCACUUUGCAAAACUACUGCAAAAACCAUCAUUUGCACCACUUGUGUGAUAAAAACCGCUAUGACAGAUACCAAUUCCUUAGAAUGUACCACCACUUGUACAUGCAAUACCCUGUAGAAACUACUACCUUGGGAACCACUUCAGUUGAAACAACUAUUUCGAGUACCACUUCUACGUAAACGAUUUACUCUACUACCCGAUUCCUUAAUGUACAAACACUUGUACACACUAGUACCCUUGCCACCCCUUUGCAGAUAGUCCUAUACUUGUCAUCACUGUAGAAACAUCAGAAUUAAUUCAACAGUAAUAGUAUUAUAAGCAUCCACACAUGUAAUGACAACUUAUGGAACAAUCUUUGCUAUAUCUAUGUCUGACAUGUUGUCUGCUUUUGAAUCCAUAGUGGCUUAAAAAUAACACUUCUGCAGAAAGUACUACCCUUUGCACACUUUUUGUGGAAACUACCAUUCUGGCCACCACUUCUGGGGAAAGAACUACCUUUGACUCCACUACUACCCUAGGCACCACCUUGACUGAAACACUGUUGUUCUGAAAUUCUGCAAAAUCCUGCAAUAAACAAGUUAUGCUCCGAGUCCAGAGCCUUGAUCUAAACAGUAUAACAAUCACCUUCUGAGAAGAGACCUGCACGAUCGCAGGACCCAACGCGAUGGAGUGCGGCACGGGACAACAGUUGAUGGGCAGGUGAAUAAUCUUUGUUGCAGUUUACUUUGUUGCAACAAUGGAGGUUUCCGAUUCAAAGAUGUAUGGUGUAUGAGUGACCUGUAUGACUCUUUUAGUUGUAUCUGUGGAACAAGCUUACCACUGAUGAGCAGAUUGUGGGCAAUGAGAUGAGGACAAGGUCUUGUGGUAUUCCCUAAAGACUGCUACUCCGCUACAGAUACUGAUCUCUGCGCAACCUGCCUAAUAAAAUAGGAAUUUAAAUGUAAAUUACUAAUAUUUAAUGAUCAGAUGAGUUUUUUUUUGACAAAUUAUAUAUUAAAAUGUAAUUGCUGCAAUUGAUUUUUGAAAAUAUUUUAUGGUUUGUGUAAUGUAAAUGUCACUGUUAAAUGAAUAAAAGGAUUUCACUGAAA
Messenger RNA from Carassius gibelio (silver crucian carp), 18749 nucleotides. RefSeq names its product mucin-17. Gene Ontology annotation, cellular component: nuclear pore. NCBI's taxonomy places the organism in Eukaryota, Metazoa, Chordata, Actinopteri, Cypriniformes, Cyprinidae. Gene Ontology annotation, molecular function: structural constituent of nuclear pore. The record is from RefSeq and is a predicted model, not a curated record. Gene Ontology annotation, biological process: RNA export from nucleus; protein import into nucleus. The transcript is spliced from 4 exons. Bases 15 to 17840 code for a protein of 5941 amino acids.